Aspergillus ochraceoroseus IBT 24754 is the source of this 399-nucleotide messenger RNA. RefSeq lists its product as uncharacterized. Lineage: Eukaryota; Fungi; Ascomycota; Eurotiomycetes; Eurotiales; Aspergillaceae. The transcript is spliced from 3 exons. The coding region runs from base 1 to 399 and encodes 132 amino acids. The record is from RefSeq and is a predicted model, not a curated record.
AUGCCUGUUGAGCUGUUCUCCAACAAUGCUAACAUUAUCAUGCCAGCUUCGAGAAAAAACACUGACGAAGAAUUACAGAGCGAGUCAAACCACAAGGCGCAACGGGCGUGUCAGCAACAGAAAAUGGAGCUCAUCAAAGGCAAAGCUACAGAAUUGGAGGCUCAAGAACGUCAGAAGGUGUAUCUGGAGGAAGAAAGGAAAAAAUUGGAGGCUCAAGAACGCAAGAAGGUGUAUCUGGAGGAAGAAAGGAAAAAAUUGGAGAAGACCAACGCGUGUUACAAGGAGCAAAUACAGCAACUUGGUAUUAGUAUUCAACAGUUAGAAGCCGAUAACGCACAUUUGCUCCAGGAAAACCAGAUUUUGGAGGAAGUGAACAAACUAUCUUACAGUGCAGGAUAA